AUGAAAAAAACUAAAAGUAAGAGGGACAUAAAGAUAAAUUCCAAAAAGAUUAGAAAGAUAAAAAAAACUUAAAAGAAUAUUAAAUAAAAAGGAGAAAAAUACACAUUAUUGCCAAAAGAGAAAAUAAAUGGGGCUGCUGAAAUAAGUGAAUUUGAUGAUGGCUCUUUUUCAGUAGGACUGCAUGAAUCUGGUGACUAUAGUUAAAUUAAUGACUAUGGUAAUUGUGAUAAGAAUAUAAAUAAGGUAUGGAAGUACAAGAGCAAAAGGAUUAUGAAGGUGCCAUUUUAUAUUUCAACAAAGCAAUAGAAUUAGCUCCAGAAAAAGAUUAAGCUUAUUAUUUGAAAAGUAAUUCACAUCAGCUAUCAAUUAGGUGUUUCAUUAAAUAAAUUAAAUCAAUUAGAAAAGGCAUUAAAAUAUAAAAAAAAAGCCUUAGAGAUAGAUCCUAUUAAUAAAAAAUCUAUAGAUUUAUAAAGUAUAAUCAUACAUAAUUGAAAAGGUAAAAUCUUAAAAUAAUUGAAACGUUAAAGGAAAUACAUUUAAGAAGAUGAUAAAAUAUAGAAUUAAAAUGAAAAUUUAGAAAAGGCUUUUUUAAGAAAAGGAAUUACAUUAUUGGAAGAUAAACAAUUUAAAGAAUCAAUCUCUUUUUUUGAUAAGGUUAUUAAAUUAAAUCCAAAAAAUGAAGAAGCUCUUGAAUAUAAAAGUAUUAAAAUAAUUGAUUUUAGUAUAAGCAUUAUAUGAUUUAAAUCAAUAUGAAAAAUGCAUUAAAUUAGUAAAUAAGGCAAUCUAAUUAAAUCCAAAUAACAGUUAAUUCUACAACUUAUAAGGUAUAAAAAGCAUAUAUUGUAGGUUGUGCAUUAUCUGAAAUGAGUCUUAUUGAGAAGGCUUCAGCUUCAUUUUAAUAAGCUAUUGUCCUCAAUCCAAAUAAUGAAUCUGCAUAUUUUAAUCUAGGUAUACAACAAUUAAAAAAUAGCAAAUUUCUUACAUGAAUUAAAAUAAUUUAAAGAUUCUAUUUCAUAUUAUGAUCAAGCUAUUAAGCUCAAUCCAAAUAAUAGCAAAUAUUAUUUGAAAAAAGGUUAAAAGACAAUUAUUAAUUUGAAAAAGCUAUAGCGUGUUAUAAUUAAAUACUUAAUCUUGAUCCAGAUCGUUAUACUGAAGAGUUAUUACUCUUAAAUAAAGGUAACUUUAAACUGAAAUUUUUAGGUGCAUCAUUAGGUGCAAUAAACCGUUAUGAAGAGCAAUUAGCUUGUUAUGAAAAUAUGAUUCAAAUUAAUCCUAGCAAUGAUGAAGCUUAUUAUCUAAAAGGUAUAUUAUCAAAUAUAGAUAAGCUAAAACCCUAUUGCAUUUAAAUGGGUUUAGAAAAUCAUUAGAGUUCUUUGAAAAGGCCAUAGAAUUAAAUCCAUAACAUGUGUAUGCAAAAAACUGUAGAAGUAAUGUUAAAUAUAAAAAGAUAGAUUAUGUUCUAAAACAUUUAACACUAUUUUCAAAAUCUAAAAAUAGUUCUAAAAAGCUGAGUUCUUGUAAAAGUAAAAAGAAAAAAUGA
This is a messenger RNA of Paramecium primaurelia, 1540 nucleotides long. The record is from the annotation of a GenBank genome assembly. Lineage: Eukaryota; Ciliophora; Oligohymenophorea; Peniculida; Parameciidae.